Acanthopagrus latus (yellowfin seabream) is the source of this 8469-nucleotide messenger RNA. Its product is annotated as synaptotagmin-2-like. Lineage: Eukaryota; Metazoa; Chordata; Actinopteri; Spariformes; Sparidae. Bases 271 to 1569 code for a protein of 432 amino acids. The record is from RefSeq and is a predicted model, not a curated record. Gene Ontology annotation, biological process: calcium ion-regulated exocytosis of neurotransmitter; regulation of dopamine secretion; regulation of calcium ion-dependent exocytosis. The transcript has 11 exons. Gene Ontology annotation, cellular component: synaptic vesicle membrane; axon; dense core granule. Gene Ontology annotation, molecular function: phosphatidylserine binding; clathrin binding; calcium-dependent phospholipid binding.
GUUGUUCAUCCCUCCCCUGAGCAGAUCUUUAUCAGUUUGUGUACUCCAGUCUUGGGGUGCAUUUGAAUGGGUGUCUGCGUGUGUGUAUCUGUGGCAGAGUUUACAGGAGGACAGGGUAAAGUGUCUCGGAGCCCACUGUGGAGAAGGAGAAGAGCUUGUUGUCUGGAGGAGAGCGUCCUGCAACGAAAGGGUCUGACAACAUUCUCACUGUGAUUACCUCCGGCCACUCUUCGAGAUUCGAGAUUUGGCUGGACCGUGUGUGCAGCCUAAAUGCCGAAGUGGAACUUGUUCAGGCAUCAGACAACGCCCAUGGUCGCUGCUAAGCCAACGGGGGCCAGUGCCUUGACUGUGACUCCAGCCCCCGUCGCGUUAGUCUCCAAUGAGAACUCCACCGAGCCGGUCAACAAGAACGAUGCCUUCGACGAGAUCAAAAACAAGUUCCUGAAUGAAAUCGACAAGAUCCCACUGCCGUCCUGGGCCAUCAUUGCCAUUGCCGUGGUCGCUGCUCUACUCAUUCUAACAUGCUGCUUCUGCAUCAUCAAGAAAUGCUGUUGCAAGAAGAAGAAGAACAAGAAGGGCAAGAAGGGGAAGGGUGACAUGGGAAUGAAGAACCUGAAAGGGGGAGAGAAACAACAGGAUGAUGAUGACGAAGAAGACGAUGUGGAACCUGGUCUGACUGGAGACGAGAAGGAGGAAGAAGUGAAGGAGAAGGAAAAGCUCGGGAAGCUGCAGUACUCCAUCGAUUAUGACUUCCAGGAGAACAAGCUGACUGUAGGAAUCCUGCAAGCAGCUGAUCUCCUCUCCAUGGACAGCGGUGGCACGUCCGACCCCUACGUCAAGGUGUUCGUCCUCCCCGACAAAAAGAAGAAGUUUGACACAAAGGUUCACAAGAAAACACUCAAUCCUGUCUUCAAUGAGACCUUUACCUUCAAGAUUCCAUUCCAAGAGAUGGGUGGGAAGACUUUGGUGAUGUCAGUGUAUGACUUCGAUCGCUUCUCUAAACAUGACGUCAUCGGAGAGAUUAAAAUACCCAUGAACACCCUUGACCUGGCUAAGCCAAUUGAGGAGUGGAAAGACCUGGACAGCGCAGAUCAAGAAGAGCCGGAGAAGCUGGGUGACAUUUGCAUCUCUCUGCGUUACGUCCCCACUGCCGGGAAGCUCACCAUCUGUAUCCUCGAGGCCAAGAACCUGAAGAAAAUGGACGUGGGUGGACUGUCAGAUCCCUACGUGAAAAUUAACCUGCUGCAGAACGGAAAGAGGCUGAAGAAGAAGAAGACGACGGUGAAGAAGAACACCUUGAACCCGUACUACAACGAGUCCUUCAGCUUCGAGAUUCCUCUUGAGCAGAUGCAGAAAAUCCUGGCUGUGAUCACAGUGCUGGAUUACGACAAGAUUGGCAAGAACGACGCCAUUGGGAAGAUCCUGGUGGGAAGCAAGUCCACAGGGGCCGGGUUGAAACACUGGUCCGACAUGCUGGCCAACCCCCGUCGCCCCAUCGCCCAGUGGCAUCCGCUGCAGCCGGAGGAGGAGGUGGAUGCUGCCGUCGCAGCCAUAAAUGCCAAGAAGUAAAACUGCCUCCAGAACACAUCGCUCCCCCAACCCCCACCUCCUCCGCCACCCACCUACCCCAUGCAUUUCCCAUCAUCCCCCCUGCGCCCGCCCACCCCCCAGGUCCCACAUAUCAGUGUAUAUUCCAAAAAGAGCACCCUUAACUGUACAUCUGCUCCCUCCAACCUCACCUCCACCUCCUUUUUCUCCCUUCCGCCGCCUCUCAAAAAGAUCCAUAGAUUACCAUUCAACAUGAUGGCAAAUAUAGUUUAAAAAGAAAAAAAAAGAAAAAAGCGUCAUGUUAUAUGAAUUCAUGUCAUUUGAAAAAAGAAGAGAAGACACAGGAUGGACAGAUACUCCGUUGAUUUCCUUUAGAUCUAUUUUUGUAUUGGGGUUGUGGUUCCAUUAAUAAGAAUACAGAGUAGACUACGAAGAACAGUACGAGUGCUAUAUGGGAACCCGGUGAUAGAGGGGAUAAAACAUACGUUCGCUCAUGUUGUACUUCUCACCCCUUUCCCUUUAGUGACACAGUUUGCUUAGAGUAGUGCUUAUUAAUAAUAAAAAUGCUUUAUACUGCCAUAUAAUAGAGAAAUAACACAAGCAGGUCCAUUCCUUAGGUGUCUUGUGCACCAUGUUCCACACCUGCCAGUUAUCAUUCUAGAUGAUUCUUGUUGGUUUUGAAGUACAUUCCUAGAGUCGGGUAGCCGAGUAGGGAUAGUCACGUAUCCAGUUACCCACAGACACACUGCCUUUUUUCGAUUAGUUGACGUUCCACCCAUCGUCUCAGGAAAACUGAGAGGAAAAAUGGAAUCUCCAUGCCUUUUUUUCUAAACGGGUUGUUAUUAUUCAAACACUCCCACUUCUCGAUCGAGAAAAAAAAAAAAAAUCAAAAAAGCUUGACCGCUUGAUUCUUUUUUUUUUUUUUUUUUCUCUCUCGCUCUCUUCCGGUGACGUAAGGCUCACGACUUAGUUUAAUCCAUGAAAUGGUAUGUCAGGGAACAGGGAGCGAUGGAUUUUUGGGGGUUUUGUGUAAUUUUUUUGACUGUGCAAAAAAAAGAAAAAAGAGAAAAGGCUGUCACCCGAAACAACAACAACAAAAAAAAAGCGAAGGAAACAUCAAGACCGGGUACAACAGGGACUGAUUCCAACCAAAAUGACAUGAUAUUUACAAGGUGUCGAUUACUGCCUGCAGUCUUACCCACCUCCCCUCCCCAACGCCUCUGAUUCUGUAUCUCACUUGUUCAGUGCUACUGCCAUUAGUCAUGGACUUGACACAAGGGUUUUACUUCAAAGGAAUCCCUAUAACCGUCUUACAGUCAUAAAGGAGACAAGCCUUCAAAGUAACAAAAUAAGCAAUUUUCAACUUACCAGGGACGCCUUCCAGUUAGCGGUGUUGUUCUCUUCAUUUCUCUCCUCCGUUUUUUUUUUUUUUUUGGUCUCUUUUACCCUUCUACUUAUUACGUCCUUUAUUUCAUUUAACUUCAAACGCUUCUUUAAUUCCUCAAGCACUUUAAAAAUCCAAAUGUUUUAUGUUGAAGCACCCUCAAAAGUAAUCCAGAGCUUUAAUUAUUUAUGUUGGGAACAACUGCUGGAAAAAGGUCAAGGGAGUGUCAGCAGUUUUCUUCCCCAUGUUGUCGCUUUGUUUCAGCUCAGCUUUUAUUAUUAUUUUUUUCUCUCCGUGUACGUGUUUUUGAUUGUUUGAAUCUUACGUUUUUUCCUCAUCUUGAUUGCAAGGUUACGGUCUGGAAGAAGGCACUGAUCCAUGUGUAUUUUAUACACAGCUUACCAAACUGUUGAAUUUAAUUGCACUACUGGGUAUUAUUCUGUUCUGUGGUAAGUUGACACUGUUCUUGCUGAUCUGUGUUGUUUUUUUAAUUUACUUUUUUUUUUUUUCUUUAAUGAUAAAAUGUUGUGAGAUUGACUUUUUUCUGUGGCACAUGUGACAUGCCGGACAGGUCCCCUCGUACAAACGGACUCCUCUGACAAGAAAAAGAGACACGUUUCACUCUAACGCUGCUCCACUUGCUCCUUUUCGCAGAACGGAAAUCGAUUCAGUAUUUGCAAAAUUCGUUAUUCUGUUGGAAGAGGAAUUUUUGAGGACCAACUUGUCUUGAAAACCUUUUCGGACCAAAAACACAUCAGUCCUGAGUAAAAAAAAAAAAAAAUUGAAAUUGAAAUCCUGAUAUGUGUCAGGUGCUUUGGGCCCCAGUAUAUACCUGCUUGCAGGUCCAGUUAUUUUUCUGUGAACACCAACAGCAAAAACUACCCGUUGACUGUGUGUGAGAAAAAUGCAAACGUAGACAGUACUGCAACUUUUUUUGUUUUGUUUUGUUUUGUUUUUGGAAUUUAAUGAAUGUUGGCUCUUGUAUCUUUCUCUGUUGGAAAUUAUUUUUUUAUGACCGACAUAGACCCAUAUUCAGAUUUUUCUGUUUCUCUCAUCUCGCAUAAAGGUUUUCUUUUUUAUUAGUUUUCUUCUGUUGACAAAGCAGCACUAAAGAAAAGGCAACAUGGAAGCAAUCAAGCAACCCAUCGGUGUGUAGUUUUGCCUAUAUACAUAGUUCAUACACGUUGAUACUGCAUGUUUAUACGAAAAAUACUGUACAUAAGAGCAUGUUUUAGAGACGAAGCAAAAAUAUCUCGUGUACGUAAAUGGGUGUCAUUUGUCAUUUUAAUAACACGACGAAGGGGGAAAAAAAAAGAUGCACUGUAUAUUUUCUAAAUGAAACAAAAUGUGUAUUUAUUUUCCAUGAGGGUCAUUGGAGAGAAUGUCAUACAAAUAUUAGAGUACUACUACUAAUAAGAAACCUUUCCACGCCUGAACUUCUUAAGCAAGUGUGUCGUCCAGUACUGUGUGUGAGUUCAUGUAGGAUGAAAAUGUAGCCGCAUGCUUGCUAUCUAAUUCCUUGUGAUCCGAUUUCUUUUAUUUAUUUGUUUUUGUUUUGUUUUUUUUUCAUUUGAUGCCAUUUUUAUCUGCCAUACGUUUUAGUUCCAGCACUUAUCUGAAGGCCAAUGUUUGUUCUUUUUAUUGCUGUUGCUUUUUUUGGGGAAAAAAAAAAAGAUCUGUUUUAAAAUUUUGAAAUGUUUGGGACGGGGGCAGAGGGGGUCUCCAAGUCUAUAAGAGGAGUAUUUUCUAAUAGAUUUGGCACUGUGUCAUUCUGAAAUAACUCAUUGGAAGAAGACUGAAAUAAUUUCUGCAAUCCGUAGUUGGAUUGUAGGAGUCGUUUAUUUGUGCCAAUAACCAAAACCCAGAACAAAGUCUGUCGGAUCAUUUCCACGGGGCCAAAAAUAGAUGAACAAUCCCAUUCCACUGAACACACAAAUGACUUGGAAUCCCUUCUUCUCUCUGACUUUCCUUGGAAGUUUUUACUUUCCACUUCUAUUUAAAUGACCUGAAAACCUUUCACGGCUGUGUCUCUUUUACUGUGUUUAUUAUACAAUACGUGUACGUGUAUACAAGAUAAAUGAAUAAGAUAAAACUAAAGCCAUAAAACUCAAGCACUAACUCUUUAGAGCUCAGCUAGAGUAGCUAGAGUUUAUUUAUGAAGAAAAAAAAAAACAGUUCCAACAUGUCGUUCAUUUUCCUCGACUAGUGUUUCUCUUUUACAUUCCGUUCAGAGGUCUUUGUUCGUCAAGAGGGCAAAAAUCCAUUUUAACUGUAUAUGUGAGCUGUGAGUUUAGUAGAGUGAGUGUGUCUUUUUCUACUUUCAGAGCUGUUGAUGUCCUUGUUUCAUAGAGGUAGCUGAUUUUACAGUAUCGUGAUUAGUAAUGUAUAUGCCUUGUUUUGAUAGUAUAAAACAAUAGAUAUGAUAUCACAGUAGGUUCUCAAUAAUACUGCUAAAAUGAUAUAGAGUAUAUAUCUAUAUAUAUGUAUAGAUAUAUAUAUAUAUUUAGAAGAGAGUGUGUUCUAUCCUUGGGCUGAGUGCAAUUUCCGAACCAACUGGAUCACUGAUCGAGUUUUUCUCUUCUUCCCGUUUAGCAGCAGAAUGUACCAGUGACCACAUGUACAAUCAAUAACGCGCUGCUGGUAGAGCUGCGGCUCGCGCUGGUGGCUUCCUGUUGGUUCAUUUAGCAACAAAACAAUAAAGUCAGAGGUCCAACAAUGUAAAAAAGAGAAACGAGAAACGUAAAACGGUGGCACCCAAGUUUUUAAGCCCUGACUCCCUCCCAUAGAACUAUGCAUAGAGUUAUGAUUUUUCUCCGAUGCGUGGUGAAUAGCAUACGAAAAUGUAGAAAUAUCUAUUAUGUCAUGCACGUGAUAUGGAGUUAAAGAGGUUGUUUUAACAUUUUGGGAAAAUCCGCCCUCAUUUAAUUGAAAGAAGGGCAAAAAAAUGCAGCUGAACAAUUUUUGCUCUUCUGUAGACGGACACUGGUAAGAGUUUGAUUUACCGACUGGCUCUGUUGAUGACAGCGCUCUCCUACUGUCAUACCGUAGAUGGUUUGUCCAAUUAGCUUCCAUGUCAUUUCUUUGAAAGUGCCUGCCCCCCUUUAUCCAAGCAGUCUCUUGCGGAUUUGUGUCACGUUUAGCAACAGACUACAUCGUCCGUACAAUCACGUAAACACUCGUUGGAGGUCUGCUCCUGGAUUACUGAUUGGACCAAUAUGGCGGCUUGUUUGGAAACUUUCUCAUGUGUAAUAGUUUGUCGAAAGUGAGGUGAGAAAUAAGCAGUUGUUGAAAUUGUCUCUGUUUUAGACAGACUACGGUUAGUUUUAAGGUUUUUUCAGGACUGUCCAGAGGCUGCGAGUCGCGCUUCAUGCCCCAGAUUUGCAUUAGGUAGCCUAGAUUUCAACUUUAUGCAAACAAAAAGCAAUCAACGUGAAAAAUCUACGAAGUCGGAACAACAACUCUGAGAAAAUUUGGAUACACGAGUUGACAUCAUAUGAUGCUAAAACAUGGUGAAACUAUAUAUUCGGUUAAUGGUAAGAAACGUCUGUUGAAGUCAUGUAUUGCACAGUCGUUGUAUCGUUUCCUUCAUGCUACCGUGUAACUUAGAUACUGAAAACAGCUUUCAGCGUGUAGUUUAAACGCUUUUUGGCGUCCAUGUUGCUCUCACAUUCCGACACGAACACACUUAAGUUGAAAGAACGACUUCCCAACUCGCGAAAGGGGACAUGAUGCAUUGCACGACUGCUCGGGCAGCGGGGAUAUGACGGUUCCUGUGGACACAUGCCGUGAGAGUGGUAUCAACUCUCCCUCAAUUCUUGGUUAUUUCCCCAAAAUGUUGAACUACUCCUUUAAGUUUACCUCCUUCGCUGAACUCUCUCUGAAUUAAACUGCCAUUAUCUAUACCGACAACGGUGCGUCGUGUUGUUGCGCUGCGCGUUGUCUAAUGCAAUAUGAUCUUUUACUCACUGUCCCAUCUGACGACUGUGACCAAACAGAUGCACUGAGCAUAAGUCACAAGGUUUCAGUGCGUCUUCAGAUAUACUGCCACUGCCUGAUUACAGUUGCCUGCAUUCAUCGCCACUGUUUGAAUCUACGAAAAAGCCAAAAUAACAAUUCACGCAGAGGCAAACGGAACACAUCUGAUGAUGAGGCAAAUGUGAUCACAGGUAAAUAAAAUGUAGAGCACAUUUAAAGAGAUUUUAUUUGUUACUGCUUGGGUCACCGCAGUCACAUGACCACCUGAGUUCUAUGGGGGACAGAAACUGGGAGCUGUGUGUGUGUGUGUGUGCUUGUGUGUGUGUGCGCGUGUGGGAUAUAAAGACAAAAAAGUAGGCCCUUUAGUAGACAUGGUGCAAAAACACAGCACUAGGAUAUUAUAAAGAUACAAUAUACAGUACAGGUCUGCAUGCAUGGGACACAUUACUCAUUCCUAAAUGUACAUCUUCCGUGUGUAUGACUGUAAUACUCACAAACGAUCUUAGUUAUAUUAUAAAUAUGGGGUUCUGUUGAUAGCUGUGUAGAUGUACGAUACCUUAUGCACAACCGCGUCUGAAACUGCAGAGUUUCAGAGCACCGUUCACACGACUAAUUGUUCUCUUGUUUUUUUUCUUUUUCUUUUCUUUUCUUUUUUUUUUUAAACAACGCUGGGAUUUAAAAAGGGAAACCAUCCAAAGUUCAACGGGUCAUUUAUCGCCUUGUCAAAAUGUGUUGAGAAGCCUCUCAGCGGGUAAAGGCGCCACUUUGAAACAUGUUGUCUUGUCUCCUCUAUUACUCGCUGUAUUUCUCCUUUGUAUUCUUGUGCAUACGUGUAAUCACUUCUUCUGUCUUUUUUUUUUUUUUCCCUUUUUCUUGGUUCGUUGUUGUGAUGUUGUACUUCUGAUGUAGAAUGUAGGACUGUAUUUGAAACCAACACCAGACUCACGUUUGCUUUUUUCGUUUUGUGUCUUCGUCCUGUUUACGUGUAACCAGCUAUGUAACCAUCAGUAUCACUGAGCUGAAUUAGAAAGCAGGCUCAUCGAGCUCUCCUCUGAAAUCUGCUCUCGCUCGAGUGUAAAGAAUGCCGGCCUUCAUGUUUACAACAUGGACAUACUGUAUACUGCCAAACAUGCAGGACCGUACCAAACUCCCCUCUUGAGCGCUUAGUCCUCCACCUGUCGUCCCUGAUGCAACUGUACCCUCAAGACUCUUUUCUUUUUCCUUUUUUUCUCCCCCCCCACCUCUUUCUCUUCUUCAUCAUCUUUUAAAGCAUCGGAGGACAGUCAGGUUGUGUCCUCUAGCUGUGUUUCUUCGUGUCUAGUGUCGUGGUGCGCGUGUUCAUGUCAGUACUUGUGCCUACUGUGGAUCGCAUGCUUUAGCCCUUGACUGGACACAAACGUUGCUCACAAACUCCUCUUGACCCUUAUGUGGACAAACGUUGGGGAUCCUUAUAAAAGUUAUCAAGGGAACCAAAUAACUUAUUACAAAUUUAUCAUAUGUGUUACCAAGUUCUGUAAAAAAAAAAAAACAAAUAGGAAAUAAAGGCCUUUUAAUUACCAUGA